GCUACCAAAAUGAAGAUCCUACCAUUUAUAUCCUGUCUCUUCCUAGCGUGCACUGCCGCACCUAGCACUAGUAAAACAGUCAUCGUGACAGAAAACUUCUUCAAAGAGGAAUACAUCAUCUACACCAGCGAACACGACAUCGUGAAAAUAUACGUCCCCUUCAACAAAUUAAACUUCCAAAAUGAUGGGCCAAAUACAAUGUUUUUUGUAGAAGCUGAAAUCAAUAACAGUGAACCAAAAGAUAAAGGAUUAUACGUUUUCAAAGACGGUAAAGCUACUAAAGUACUAGACAAUGGCAGAGACGCCGUAGCUACUAAUGAAAAUGUAAUUUAUUUCGGAGCUAAUGAUGGCAUUUACAAAUAUAAUGAGGCUGAUAAUAGUGCUGCGAAACAUGGCACUGUUACUGAUAAUAUUAUUCAACUAGCGCAUAACAAAGUGACAAAUACUGUUUACUAUUUAACUGCAAACCAUGAAGUGUUCAAGCUUAAUAAUGAAGCAACUAAUAGCGUUAAAGUAGCACCCGUCAAAGAUGUACAAGCUUUUGUGUUCGGUUUUGAAGGAAACAUGUAUUACUUAGAUUCUAAAAAGAACGUGUAUGUAUUUAACGAUGCAGAUAACACUGAACCUAAGAAAGUAGUAGGUUUACCGUCUCAAAUUAAUAAACUCACGCUAAUUGCACCCCUAAACGGCAUGGAAAAAGGAUCAGUUUUGCUUGUAGAUAAGACAAUAUACGUUGUCAAGCCAGAUGCUACUAUUAGUAGAGAACUCAGACCAACAACUGAAGUCAGCUUGGAAGUAGAACUGACUGCCUUCGGACCGCAACCAACUAUGAUCCAAUUUUACGCUAAAGACAAAAAACUGUAUGAAUUUAAUUUUUUCACUAUUAUGAAACAGCACAAGGAAUAUUUUGAAGACUUUUAA
Molecule: messenger RNA, 921 nt
Organism: Cydia splendana
Lineage: Eukaryota; Metazoa; Arthropoda; Insecta; Lepidoptera; Tortricidae
Exons: 1
Coding region: 10-921 (303 amino acids)
Source: RefSeq, a predicted model, not a curated record